CUCAGGCUCUCAGGGCCCCUCUUCUCGACAGGCUAUAGCCUCUCUCCGGGAAGCAAGCCGCUGGGCAAGACGCGGACCACUUCGAGGCAUACUUUGCCCACCUUGAACAGGAACGCAACCCAGCAGUGCUCAACCACCACGCAAUGCAGACCUUUGCAGACUUCUUGACCAUACUGGAAAUCAUCUGCGGCAACCCCACGGCCAGCCUGACCGCCAUCCGCUCCCUCGUCGCCGCGGUCAACCCGGGUCUCUGUUCCGACCAGACCAAGCUCUCUGCGAUCACCAUGCCCGCACGGCAGCACAGAUAUCUCCUCGAAGUCAGCCUGCCGUGGCCCGACAACCUGAGUCUGGCCGACGUGCUCCAGCGGCACCUCUCGCAACCGCCGCCGCCAGCGGCCUCCCAGGUCUCCACUGCCGAGCGCUUCUCCGACUACCUCAACGUGGUCGACAUGAGGAAGAUUACCGGCGUCCGCGUGCUGUGGACCGCGAACCUGGGCGAGCAUCUCGUCUCCCAGGACUCGUGCGCCUGCCUUUUCCAUCACGUUGCCGCGCUGAAGCGCAUCAGAGACUCGGUGCCGUGCAACGCGUUCCUCCCGCCGGCCUUCGUCGACGAGACGCUGGCCACAAUCAACCUGCUGGUCCCGCUCGAGGACGGGCGGUGCAACGCCUGGCUCGGCGGCGAGAUUGCCAGGCUCGGCGGCGAGAUUGCCAGGCUCGGCCUCGACGACCAGCUCAUCUACCGCAAGGCGGCCAACCGCAGCAAGCGCGGCUUUGUCUUCUGGCAGGACCGGCUGCUGGCGUUUUCCGACGCGUUCGACCGCGCUCGCCCGUCGGGACUGGCGCAGUGUUGGCACGACCGGAGGGAUAUGGGCCGCUGGUGGAACUACUGGCUUGUGGUCGCCGGCCUGGGCUUGGCCGUCCUGUUUGGCCUUGUGCAGUCGGUCACGGGCAUUCUCCAGGUCAUUGGGCCGGAGGAUGACACGCCACAAAAACAACACUGA
Messenger RNA from Lasiosphaeria miniovina, 1001 nucleotides. RefSeq lists its product as uncharacterized. NCBI's taxonomy places the organism in Eukaryota, Fungi, Ascomycota, Sordariomycetes, Sordariales, Lasiosphaeriaceae. Bases 144 to 1001 code for a protein of 285 amino acids. The record is from RefSeq and is a predicted model, not a curated record. The transcript is spliced from 5 exons.